AUGGAUUAUGUCAAUAAUUAUACUACUACUUAUAGUAGUAUUAGUAGUAGUAGUAUUACUAAUGAUUCCUCUGAUCGUAAUUCUAUAUGUAGUCAAUUUCUAUUGAAUGUACAAUUAUUUGAUAAUAAUAAUAAUAAUAAUAAUAAUAAUAAUAAUAAUAAUAAUAAUAAUAAUAAUAAUAAUAAUAAUAAUAAUAAUAAUGAGACGAUACGGUUUAAUGAUUAUAAAUAUGGAGAAUUUUCAUCCUUUUGGGCACCAGUUCAAUGUGAAUCUAAUUCAAUCAUACCAACAGUUUUACGAUAUUUUAUAUAUACAAAAGAAAAAAGGUAA
Messenger RNA from Schistosoma margrebowiei, 330 nucleotides. The record is from the annotation of a GenBank genome assembly. NCBI's taxonomy places the organism in Eukaryota, Metazoa, Platyhelminthes, Trematoda, Strigeidida, Schistosomatidae.